This is a messenger RNA of Mesocricetus auratus (golden hamster), 2534 nucleotides long. It is a transcript of the gene Sec14l2, whose product is annotated as SEC14 like lipid binding 2. Gene Ontology annotation, cellular component: cytoplasm. The record is from RefSeq and is a predicted model, not a curated record. Bases 121 to 1332 code for a protein of 403 amino acids. The transcript has 12 exons. NCBI's taxonomy places the organism in Eukaryota, Metazoa, Chordata, Mammalia, Rodentia, Cricetidae.
CCGCCAGCCUCGGGGCCUGGGCCAAAGGCUGGGACUUUACUCCGGUGGCUGCGGUGGUAAACGAGUCGAGUCAGAGCUCCAUCAGCUGCCGCAGGCGCCGCGCCCCAAGUCUGAGCCACGAUGAGCGGCAGAGUCGGUGACCUGAGCCCCAAACAGGAGGAGGCAUUGGCCAAGUUUCGAGAAAACGUCCAGGACGUGUUGCCCACCCUGCCCAAUCCAGAUGACUACUUUCUCCUUCGAUGGCUCCGAGCCCGAAGCUUUGACCUGCAGAAGUCAGAGGCCAUGCUCCGGAAGCAUGUGGAAUUUCGGAAGCAAAAGGACAUUGACAACAUCAUCAGCUGGCAGCCCCCAGAGGUGAUCCAACAGUAUCUGUCAGGCGGCAGGUGUGGCUAUGACUUGGAUGGCUGCCCUGUCUGGUAUGACAUCAUUGGGCCUCUGGAUGCCAAGGGUCUGCUAUUCUCCGCCUCCAAGCAGGACCUGCUCAGGACCAAGAUGAGGGACUGUGAGCUGCUACUGCAGGAGUGUGCCCACCAGACCACAAAGCUAGGGAAGAAGAUAGAGACCAUCACCAUGAUUUAUGACUGUGAGGGCCUCGGCCUCAAGCACCUCUGGAAGCCUGCAGUGGAGGCCUACGGAGAGUUUCUCUCCAUGUUUGAAGAAAAUUACCCUGAAACACUGAAGCGUCUGUUUGUUGUUAAAGCCCCCAAGUUGUUUCCUGUGGCUUAUAACCUCAUCAAGCCCUUCCUAAGUGAGGACACUCGUAAGAAGAUUAUGGUCCUGGGGGCAAACUGGAAGGAAGUUUUACUCAAAUAUAUCAGCCCCGAACAGUUACCUGUGGAGUACGGAGGCACUAUGACUGACCCUGAUGGAAACCCCAAGUGUAAAUCCAAGAUCAACUAUGGGGGUGACAUCCCCAAGCAAUAUUACGUGCGAGACCAGGUGAAGCAGCAGUAUGAGCACAGUGUGCAGAUUUCCCGAGGCUCCUCCCACCAAGUGGAGUAUGAGAUCCUUUUCCCGGGCUGUGUCCUCAGGUGGCAGUUUAUGUCAGAGGGAUCAGACGUGGGUUUUGGGAUUUUCCUGAAGACCAAGAUGGGGGAACGGCAGCGAGCAGGGGAGAUGACUGAGGUGCUGCCCAACCAGAGAUACAAUUCCCACAUGGUCCCCGAGGACGGGACUCUCACCUGCAGUGAUCCAGGCAUCUAUGUGCUGCGCUUUGACAACACCUACAGCUUCAUCCACGCCAAGAAGGUCAGCUUCACUGUGGAGGUCCUGCUUCCAGACAAAGCAGCGGAGGAGAAGAUGAACCAGCAGGGGGCAGUCACCCCCAAAUAACAGCUCCUCCUGCAGCAGGCCUGCGCCUCAGUGUCUUCCUGUCAGUUUCUUUGUAGUAGUCACUUUCCUACAACCUAGUAGCCCGAAGAAACUGAGCUGGAGGGAGGACUUCAAACUGGACAGGAGACGCCCAUCCAGAAUCCAAAGAGCGCAGGCGGCUAGCGUGGGCCCUUGUCUCUAGAGACCGGCUGUAACCAUGUCUACCCCGAGACCUGCCAACCUCACCUGCCCCGUGACAGCUGAGACGGGGGGUGGGGGGGUGGGACACAGGAUGGCAGCAGAAAUUGAGAUGUCACUCUCAGGGAAGCAGACACUUGCUCCUAAAUGAACGUGGAACAAACCUCCACGGUCGUAAUGACGGUUGCAAGGGAGCAGGCUGGUAGGUGAUGGGAAUCCAGAGCUCUUCCAAACUUUUUGUAAAAGGCUUGAGUAUCUCCCCGCCCCUCAAUCUCGGGGGCGGCACAAGUCUGCACUGGAAGGCAACGGGGGUCUCUCUCUCUCCCCCUUGAGAACCUCACCAACUCCUGGGCCCCACUGGCUGCCUGUUUAAUUACUAACGGUUGCCAGCGACCCCGAGUUUUGUGGGACUUUGGUACCUAGCCACUGUUGUCCAGUGAAAAGGAGAAGCCUUCCAAAAGCACAAGGGUAAUGAAUUACCUUCGGGGAUCACAGAUCCUCUAAGCAAGCCUCCACUUGAUCAACCCUACACCAAGGGUACAAGUGGGAGUGAGACAGCGCACAGAGGGCAUUUCCCAGGCGGAGUCUCCCACAGUGCCUGAGAACCCGUCUCCUGGCAGGCCCUCUUCUGCGGAGGCGUGUAACGCAGCAGUGGGCUCCUCGUCCUGUGAAUGCAGGCAGCCAGGGAGGGAAAGUGGCCUGGCAAGCAUCUGAGUCAGGGGCAAGGGGCGAGCACAGGCGGCCUUGCAAUAGCAGCUCUUGACCCUACACAACUUGCGAGCAAACGCCAGGUUACGGAACUGGGCCCCGGGCCCUUCCGGGGACCCCCUUUCUCCUCGGAGACCCCAGCCCAGCCUGAGGACUUGUUUCACCAAGCAGAGGAAGCUCUGGGCAGGUGCAGCGCCAGCGACCAGAGGGCCGAGGCUACCCAGGAUCUAGUCACGUAUCUCAGGAGCAUUUCCUGCCCGUGGUUUACAAUGCUGUUAGGUACAUUAACCAAUGAAUAAAGCAAUUUUCAAAGCAAA